This is a messenger RNA of Syngnathus typhle (broad-nosed pipefish), 716 nucleotides long. It is a transcript of the gene dynll1, whose product is annotated as dynein, light chain, LC8-type 1. Gene Ontology annotation, cellular component: cytoplasmic dynein complex. The record is from RefSeq and is a predicted model, not a curated record. The transcript has 3 exons. Lineage: Eukaryota; Metazoa; Chordata; Actinopteri; Syngnathiformes; Syngnathidae. Gene Ontology annotation, molecular function: dynein light intermediate chain binding; dynein intermediate chain binding. Gene Ontology annotation, biological process: microtubule-based process; cilium assembly. Bases 145 to 414 code for a protein of 89 amino acids.
AGCCAAUAAGCUUGACGCAGCCUCAGCGCCCUAGAACCACACACCCACAUUACUGUCUUGUGCAUCACUUCGCACGAGUUGGACGCUCCUGGACGGCCUUUCGGUGUAAAUCUAAUCGAGCACCAAACAAGAGACUAGGCGACCAUGGGUGAUCGAAAAGCAGUAAUCAAGAAUGCUGACAUGUCCGAAGACAUGCAGCAGGAUGCUGUGGAGUGUGCCACCCAGGCCCUGGAGAAGUACAACAUCGAGAAGGACAUCGCUGCCUAUAUCAAGAAGGAGUUUGACAAGAAAUACAACCCGACCUGGCACUGCAUCGUGGGAAGGAACUUUGGCAGCUACGUGACUCACGAGACCAAACAUUUCAUCUACUUCUACUUGGGCCAGGUGGCCAUCCUGCUCUUCAAAUCUGGCUAAGAGCUCACUCAACAUUGUAACACACACAAUUACAACUAUGACAGUUAUUGACUCAACAAAGGCAUCCAUUCCAAGGUGUGGCUGAGGACGCUGCCUUUUUGUGCUUUCUACUUUUUUGUUCUGAGGAUUAAACUAAUGUGGCCAUCUAAAAACAAAACAAACAUGUAUUUAUUUUUGUCUGUUACAUUUAAAUGUCUUUUUUUAAAUGAUAUGAUGCUCCGCAUUCAGUGCCUGUUCAGUGUGUACUUUUAAAUUAUUAAUCAGUUAAUGAUUUAAAAUGUAAAAUAAAUGUCCAGACAGAG